UCAAAUGGUUUGUAUCUGUUCGACUCGACUCACUAGUGGGAGCGCGGAGCACUUCCUGUCCCCACUAUCCCCAAGUGCGCAUCACAUCGCCUCUCUCUUUUUCUCUACACACUUUUCAAAUACUGUUGUAACAGUACACUGUUACAAAAGACAUCUCACUCUUCUUCAGUUAUUCUUUUUUUUCUUUAAUGAUCCACUUUGGUCGAAAGGAGAUCUGGAAAAGAACUGAUUGAACUGUGCAGUGCGCGCGUCCGCCGCUGUCAUCACUUAAACCAAGAAAGGGAUUUAGGAUACAAACCGAAGACAAGCAUACACAAUGAGGACAUCGCUUUUCUUCUUCAUCCUAAUGAUGUGGCCGUGUGAUUGUUUGCGUUUUGUUUGUCCGGAGAUGUGCCGGUGCUCCAGUAAAACCAUCAGCUGCAACAGCGCGACUGAAGCCACGGCGCAGAAGCAGCGCGGCGCGUUCAGCAGACUUGUUCUGAAUUAUAUCCACUGGAGGACGAUUCCCAGUUUCAGCUUUGAUGGACUGCGAGGUGUCAAAAGAAUAGAAAUUGCUCAAAGUGUCACACUGGAAACCAUAGAGACCCAGGCCUUCAACAACCUCUUCAAUCUCUCAGAAAUAUCCAUCCAAAACACACGGAGUCUGGUUCAUAUCCACCAGCGGGCCUUUAACAAUCUCCCCAAGCUGAGAUACCUGAGCAUCUCCAACACCGGGAUAGUUGUGUUUCCCGACUUGUCAGCCAUCGUGUCUCUUGAAGCAGAUUUCAUGCUCGAUAUCUGUGACAAUCUCCACUUGCAGUCAAUCCCAUCAAAUGCCUUCAUUGGAAUGACAACUGAAGACACAACAAUGAAUCUGUAUAACAAUGGCUUCAGGGAAAUACACAAGCAUGCCUUCAAUGGGACAAAAAUAGAUAAACUAACCUUGAAGAAUAACCGCAAGCUCCAAAUAAUCCACAGGGAUGCUUUUGUAGGAGCUUUUGGCCCAGCUGUAUUAGAUGUGUCCUCCACUGCUCUGGAGACGUUGCCAUCUCAUGGCCUGCAGUCUGUGUUGAUGCUGGUAGCUCGCUCAGCAUUUUUGCUAAAGAGAUUGCCUCCUUUAAACAGUUUGGAGAGCUUAAGAGAAGCUCAUCUCACCUACCCGAGCCAUUGCUGCGCUUUACUCAGCUGGGACACACACAGAGAGUCUCCGUCUUCAGCACAGAGAAAUGGAUCUUCAUACUGUGAACACCAGAGUCCGUUAGAUACGGGCUCUGAAAAAGAGGCUUUCUAUCCUGACCUGCUGGAUCCACUAUCUGAAGCCAGUUUUGGCAAUGUGGACUUUGAGUACCCGGAUUUUUGUCAAACCAGACCAGCCCUCCAGUGCAGCCCAGAGGCAGAUGCCUUCAACCCAUGUGAGGAUAUUGCUGGGUUCGGGUUCCUCCGUGUAGCCAUCUGGUUCAUCAACAUCCUGGCAAUUGCUGGCAACCUGACAGUUCUUCUUGUGUUAUUUGCCAGCCGCUGUAAACUCACUGUGCCACGCUUCCUCAUGUGUCACCUGGCCUUUGCCGACUUCUGCAUUGGUGUGUACCUCCUCAUGAUUGCCAUCGUGGACCUGCGGACACGCGGCUACUAUAGCCAGCAUGCUAUCGAAUGGCAGACAGGAGUGGGCUGUAACAUUGCAGGUUUCCUUUCUGUCUUUGGCGGAGAACUGUCCAUCUACACACUGUCUACGAUCACCAUAGAACGUUGGUACACCAUCACCCAUGCCAUGCAGCUGGAGCGCCGACUUGCUCUGCCCCAUGCUGCUGCAAUAAUGGCUGCAGGCUGGCUGCUCUGCCUGGGCAUGGCACUACUUCCAAUCGUUGGCAUAAGCAGUUACAGCAAGGUCAGCAUGUGUCUUCCCAUGGACAUUGAAACACCUCUAGCCCAGGCUUAUGUUAUUCUUCUGCUGCUUUUCAAUGUUGUGGCUUUUCUAGUUAUUUGUGGUUGCUAUAUGCGGAUCUACAUGGUUGUGCGCCACCCCGAAGUGCCUGGGCGUGCUGCCGAUGCCAAAAUAGCCAAACGAAUGGCCGUGCUUAUCUUUACGGACUUUCUUUGCAUGGCACCAAUCUCUUUCUUUGCCAUCUCGGCUGCCUUUAAGGUGCCCCUCAUUACAGUCACCAACUCCAAGAUCCUGCUGGUGCUCUUCUAUCCGAUCAACUCCUGUGCCAACCCGUUCCUCUAUGCCAUCUUCACCAAGGCCUUCAGGAAAGACACCUGCAUUCUGCUAAGCUCCAUGGGCUGCUGUGAGAGCAAAGCCAACAUGUACCGCAUGAAGACCUACUGCUCUGAAAACACUGCAAAAAUGAUGAGUUCCUCAGUCACAAAGGGACCUCACACUACCAUGUGGUUGUCCAGCUUUCCUCAUCAAAAGUGCCAGCUACAGAUAGACGGGUUACAGAAAGAUAGCUGUGGAGAACAGCUCACAUAACGCAUAUGGGCUGCUGGGCUGAGAGCUCUCAUCUUUUUUUCCCUCACUGUGCAUGUUGUAUGGUGUAUUAUGUAAGCCUUGUUCCUUCAAAGUAUUUUCAAAUUUGAUUCUCACUCAGGUUGGAGAAGAGAGUCAAUCUGUUAGAGGGAAUUUGUGACUGUUAUUUUAUCUCACAUAAAGAGGUUUCUUUUUUCUGAAUUGAUUCUGAAUUUAUUCAUACCCUUGACAGUGAGGUAGACAAUAGAGGCUGAUAGACUCGGACAGCCUAGAUUAGUAAAGAAAAAGGAAGAAACUGAUUUGUCCUCAUCUCAAUUCGUCCUUUCCAUCCAUUUUACACUUUUUUUUUUUUACCUGUGAAGUGAUCAUCGCCUAGUUCUCAGAUAUAAGUAGGAACAUCACAGACUGGACUUAGAGCACCCUGAGUAGAUCCUUUCCCUCUAUCCUUAAUGUUCUUCAUAAAUUGGUUGUUGUUGUUUGUGUCAAACAAAUUAGGUUUCAUAAUAUUUAUUGUUUAUUACCGUGAAGUUGCCCGCAUCUCAAGGAUGUCAUCUUAUCUCUUAGAGAACAAGAUAGUCUACAUCAUCGUCAAAGAGGUCAGAGGGAAAUGACUGCGUGUUCUGCAGCUAACCUUGUUUUAUGAACAUUAGGACAGCUUUAUGAUUCGAACGUGGUGAGUGUGCGAUGAACAGUUUCCUAGGAGAAAUUGCGACAUACUGCGGACAAUAAAUGAACUCCGUUUUAUGGAAAGAACAGAUAGUCACACUUAAGUUGCUAAAAAAUUGAGCUUGAUCUGACCGGCUACCAUGACAGAGGCUGGGCUGAUGCAUCUGGUAAGAUGUUAAGUUUUCUCUUUUCUUAAUACUUGUAUGAAUUGAUUUCCUUUCUUGCUAUUCUUAAAAAUAACUUCACAAUGUAGCAUCAGUCGCAUUUACCAAGUGCCAAAAGAGUCUACCAGCUUGACCAUCUCAGCCUCGGUUUCCUGAUAGCUGGUCAGACUUUUUUUUUAUGUCACAUAUUUGGCAGAGUAUUUUAUUUGAGCAACAUAUAAAUGAAUCAGUUCAUUCAAAUUAACACAAAUUUCACACAAUACUGUUUUGAAUAACUAACCUUCUGAGAUUUCCUGACAGUCUGAUCACAUCCAGAUAUUCUCAAAUAUUUUCCUCUUGCCAAUUUGUUACAAAAUCAAGGUCAUUUUGAACGCGGUUAGUAUUUUAAUAACAAUGUUAGAUGUUCUGGUUCCAGACACUCUGUGUAAAUGUAAUUAACAGCAUGCUCCUGAAAAGACACACUACAUAAUAUUGUCUGUUUGACAUAACUGAAAGGAUGUAAGGUUACAACAUAUGGUUGUUGACGAACUGACAGCUUUAUCGUCUUGUUCCAAAAUCAAGGUCAGCUUGGCCUGGUCACUAUUUUGAUACAUGCCAAAGUGCAUAGCAAUAAUAAUUUCUUGAUUGUAUCAUGCAGGACACCAGUUUAGAUGCUUUCUGUCUUCUCCACUUAUUUAUUCACAUAUGUCAUUUUCUGUUAUUUGUUACUGGUCUAGAGCUACCACAAAACUAUAUGGAAAAUAAAGUUGAACAGUAAACAGGGAAGUAGCUUUAACAGUUCUGUCAGGUUUUCUUUAUCCUCAUUGUGUCUCAGCAUCUCAACCACUGGACCUCUGAGUUUGCUGUUUUUAGUAUUUUUAUAUAUAUAUAGAUGUCUUGUUUGUUUAAAGAUGAUUAGAAAAUAUUUGUGGACGUUAUAUAUAUUGUGAGGAUUCAUUAUCUUGACUCUUGUAGGAUUUUCCAUUCAGAAUAAAAACUAUAAUCCUUAACCUUUAAAAAUAAGCAAAUUUUGUGGACUCAUUUAUUAUAGUUUAUUUUACAUGUCUGUUAAAGAAAGACUGUGUAUGGAA
Hemibagrus wyckioides is the source of this 4346-nucleotide messenger RNA. RefSeq names its product luteinizing hormone/choriogonadotropin receptor (gene lhcgr). Bases 317 to 2449 code for a protein of 710 amino acids. Lineage: Eukaryota; Metazoa; Chordata; Actinopteri; Siluriformes; Bagridae. The transcript has 11 exons. Gene Ontology annotation, molecular function: luteinizing hormone receptor activity; thyroid-stimulating hormone receptor activity. Gene Ontology annotation, biological process: luteinizing hormone signaling pathway; ovarian follicle development; ovulation cycle process. The record is from RefSeq and is a predicted model, not a curated record. Gene Ontology annotation, cellular component: membrane.